AUGAACAACUUGGGGGGUGGAGGUAGGGGGUUGGGGCGGUGGGAUUUUGAUGCAUUCAUCGCUUACACACCUCUCAAUUCUCUUCCUGUUGGUGGAUCUGCUCUUUUUUGCUCUCGAUCGAGGGUUUUUUGGGCUUUCAAGUCUCGGAUUUCUUUUACGUCUUCCUCAACUGUACUCAUGCAGAAAUUCUUUGGUGAAGAUGUUCUUUACCAUGGUAUGCCAAAAUACCAUGCUUCAGAAGAGUCAAAUCUCUUCUUGUCCCUUGGUCACCAUGUCGAUGUGUACUUCCCCCCUCGCAAGAGGUCAAGAGUCAGUGCCCCUUUUGUGUUCUCUGAACAAAUCUUCAAAAAGCAGCAAACCACCAUUGAUGCUCUUCCUGAUGAAUGCCUCUUUGAGAUCUUCAGACGCCUAUCUGGUAGCCAAGAAAAAAGUUCAUGUGCUUUUGUCUCAAAACGUUGGCUCAUGCUUUUAAGCACCAUCCGCAGGGAUGAAGUCAAAGAAACAGUGUCAUCCAUUUCUAACAAGAAACAUGCAGAUCUUGAAAUCAACAACGGGUUCCUCACAAGGUGUUUAAAAGGAAAGAAAGCAACAGAUAUCAGGCUUGCAGCUAUCAGUGUUGGAUCAAGUGGUCAUGGAGGUCUUGGUGAUCUUUCUAUUCUUGGAAACAAUGCUAGCAAAGUGACAAAUGUUGGGCUCAAAGCUAUUGCUCAUGGGUGCACUUCUCUUAGAUCUCUUACCCUAUGGAAUCUCUCUUCCAUUAGUGAUGAAGGUGUUGUUGAAAUUGCCAACGAGUGUCACAAUCUUGAAAAGCUUCAACUUUCUCAAUGCCCCAACAUUUCCCACAAAUCUUUAAUCGCGAUUGCAAUCAACUGCCCUAAUCUUACAUCACUUUCAAUCGAAUCUUGCUCAAGCAUCACAAACGAAGGCCUUCAAGCAAUUGGUCAAAAAUGCCCAAAUUUAAAGUCGAUUUCGUUAAAAAACUGUUCUCAAAUCGGAGAUCAAGGGGUUGUAAGCUUGGUAUCAUCAUCAAGUUCUUCUUUGAUGAAAGUGAGACUCCAUGCUUUAAAUGUUAGUGACACAUGUCUUGCAGUUAUUGGACACUAUGGUUUGUCGUUGACCGAGUUGACUCUAGUUGACCUUCAUAACGUAACCGAAAAGGGGUUUUGGGUCAUGGGCAGCGGUCAAGGGUUACAAAAUCUGAGGUCAAUUGUGAUUGUUAACUGUACUGGUGUGACCGAUCUUGGGGUUGAAGCUUUGGGCAGGGGCUGCCCGAAUUUGAAACUUGUUUCCAUUCGGAAAUCAGGUUUAUCAGACAACGGGCUUGUAGCAUUUGCUAAAGCCUCACAAUCACUCGAGACUGUUCUUCUAGAAGAAUGCCACAUCAUCACACAGCUCGGAAUCUUUGGAUUUGUUGUGAAUUCGGGUGCAUUAAAGAAUCUUUCUUUGACAAAAUGUUUUGGGAUUAAAGAUUCACCGAUGAUAAUCCAUUCGACUUUAUCCCCUUGCAAUUCCCUAAAAUCUUUAACCAUCCGUAACUGCCCGGAAUUUGGAAACUUCAGCUUGGCUUUAUUGGGACGGAUUUGCCCCCAGCUUCAAGACAUUGUGUUAACCGGGCUCUCCGGAAUCACUGAUUCCGGAGUUGCAUCACUCAUUCAAAACUCUGAAUCCGGUCUAACGAAAGUUGAUCUCAGCGGGUGUGUGAAUCUAACGGACAAGAUCGUGUCGGAAAUCUCCAUGGCCCAUGGUGGGACCCUUGAAGUCUUGAAUCUUGAUGGUUGUGGAUUGAUUACUGAUGCAAGUGUGGUGACAGUUACUCAGAACUGCUCAUUGCUUAGAGAACUUGAUGUUUCAAAAUCUGCAAUCACUGAUUUUGCAAUUGCAGCAUUGGCAUGUGCUGAGCAUUUGAAUCUUCAGGUUCUUUCGGUUUCUGGAUGCCAGGUUUCAAACAAGAGCUUACCUUUCUUGAAGAAGUUGGGCGAAUCACUUAUUGGUUUGAACAUGAUGCAAUGUCGUGGGGUCACAAGUGCUGCAGUUGGUGCUCUUGAAGGGCAAAUAUGGAAAUCUCUCUUUUUUUCCAAGGGGUUUGGCUGCCAGAUUUUCUUGAGAAUACUGAUGCUUGGUUUUGGUUCUUGGAGACAACCUUUAGCAAUGGGUCCUAGUCCUAGUCGUUGGUUACAGGUUGUCAGGGAUUCAGGCGGUGGUGGCUUGGUGGUUUUUGUGGGAUUUGGUCAUGGUGGGUGGUUAUUCAGCCUAUUGUGA
Molecule: messenger RNA, 2259 nt
Organism: Lactuca saligna
Lineage: Eukaryota; Viridiplantae; Streptophyta; Magnoliopsida; Asterales; Asteraceae
Source: the annotation of a GenBank genome assembly